AUGAUAGCUGGCUUCAAAGGCCAAAAGUCCUCGUCGCGUGACAGCCUGCAAAGGGCACGAGAAGCAUUCACAGUAAAGGAGGACGAGGGAAAAGGUGUGGGGGCGUGGGUAGGAGGAGGAAAAGGUGUGAGGGUGUGGGUAGGAGGAGGAAAAGGUGUGGGGGCGAGGGUAGGAGGAGGAAACGGUGUGGGGGCGUGGGUAGGAGGAGGAAAAGGUGUGGGGGUGUGGGUAGGAGGAGGAAAAGGUGUGGGGGUGUGGGUAGGAGGAGGAAACGGUGUGGGGGCGAGGGUAGGAGGAGGAAAAGGUGUGGGGGUGUGGGUAGGAGGAGGAAAAGGUGUGGGGGCGAGGGUAGGAGGAGGAAACGGUGUGGGGGCGUGGGUAGGAGGAGGAAAAGGUGUGGGGGUGUGGGUAGGAGGAGGAAAAGGUGUGGGGGUGUGGGUAGGAGGAGGAAACGGUGUGGGGGCGAGGGUAGGAGGAGGAAAAGGUGUGGGGGUGUGGGUAGGAGGAGGAAAAGGUGUGGGGGCGUGGGUAGGAGGAGGAAAAGGUGUGGGGGCGUGGGUAGGAGGAGGAAAAGGUGUGGGGGUGUGGGUAGGAGGAGGAAACGGUGUGGGGGCGAGGGUAGGAGGAGGAAAAGGUGUGGGGGCGUGGGUAGGAGGAGGAAACGGUGUGGGGGCGAGGGUAGGAGGAGGAAAAGGUGUGGGGGUGUGGGUAGGAGGAGGAAAAGGUGUGGGGGCGAGGGUAGGAAGAGGAAACGGUGUGGGGGCGUGGGUAGGAGGAGGAAAAGGUGUGGGGGCGUGGGUAGGAGGAGGAAAAGGUGUGGGGGCGUGGGUAGGCGGAGGAAAAGUUGUGGGGGCGUGGUAG
This is a messenger RNA of Oncorhynchus mykiss (rainbow trout), 861 nucleotides long. The record is from RefSeq and is a predicted model, not a curated record. NCBI's taxonomy places the organism in Eukaryota, Metazoa, Chordata, Actinopteri, Salmoniformes, Salmonidae.